Molecule: messenger RNA, 452 nt
Organism: Colletotrichum navitas
Lineage: Eukaryota; Fungi; Ascomycota; Sordariomycetes; Glomerellales; Glomerellaceae
Exons: 1
Coding region: 58-375 (105 amino acids)
Source: RefSeq, a predicted model, not a curated record
UCUGUACACGCGUGCAACAGUAUCCUUUGCCCCCCCCCAAGACCCAAGACGUUGAGGAUGGAUUGGCUCCUCUCAGUCUACACUCUCAGACCUUUGGCAUGGUCGGCUCCAUCCCCCGAAAUCGCCCCCGCUGGGGGGAGGGGUAGGAGGUCGUCGUCCAAUCACCCCGCCUUCAGUCCAUCACAAAGCUUGAUCGAGCUUGACUUCAGUGUGUAUCUCCAGCCGGCAAUGAUCAGAGGCCGCCUGUUGCCAACGCUGCUCGACGCGUGCUGCAGUGGAGAGUCCGGCAUGUUGCUGAAACGCAGGUACCCAUUUUUACUUUCAUCGUUCGUUCCGCCCGCCCGUCCGCUCGCCCAGCGCUGGAGCCGGAGCUGAGGUGGGCAGGCUAGGGCCUCGUCGGGUGCUGAGCACACAUCCCUCCUGCCACGCGCCGUCUUUCCACUCCUCCUCCU